Zerene cesonia (dogface butterfly) is the source of this 4672-nucleotide messenger RNA. Its product is annotated as dendritic arbor reduction protein 1-like. NCBI's taxonomy places the organism in Eukaryota, Metazoa, Arthropoda, Insecta, Lepidoptera, Pieridae. Gene Ontology annotation, biological process: regulation of transcription by RNA polymerase II. Gene Ontology annotation, molecular function: RNA polymerase II cis-regulatory region sequence-specific DNA binding; DNA-binding transcription factor activity, RNA polymerase II-specific. The transcript is spliced from 8 exons. Bases 130 to 1203 code for a protein of 357 amino acids. The record is from RefSeq and is a predicted model, not a curated record.
AUCACGCACGCUCGCCGCGCGGGCCAGUCGGCACGCAGUCCGUCUCGCGCAGUGGGUGCGCGCAGGCGUGCGCUUACUCCGCGCACGUUGAGCGCUCGAAGCGUGUUCGCGUCCCGGCCGCAGCCGGGAAUGGAGGCCUGCACGAUCACAGCUGCCGAGGACCUUGUGGGCGACCAGAUUGUCCCUGGCGGCGGCCGCUGGGGCGCUCCUCACGCCACUGGAUUACUCGACUCCUGGUUUCAGAUGCAGACAUCUGAACUCGAGUCGCUUCUGUGCAAGCAAGGGGGCGCCGCACUCGCGCCCGGCCACAUGGACCUCUUCGAUGGGGGGACUUCUUCGCGCGAUGAUGCCUUCCUCCGCCCCGCCUUGUGGGAGGACAUCGCCUCCUCUAUCAGGAACAUCGAUCCUGAAAAUGCGAAUAUGCUCGCUCCACUUGGAGCUACUCACGUUAAACUCGAAACAGAAGAUGCAUUACUCGAAGAAUGCGCCACUCCACUCCUUAGUCCAUUGGAAAUCAAGACGGAGAGACUGGGCGCACCUUCGACGUAUGCCCACCCUCAGCCGGCGCAGCAUCAGCUCCAGCAGCAGCCGGCGUCGUCAUUCUCAAAAUACCCACCUUCGAGACUCGUUUAUAUGUCUCCUUUGACGCCACCCGGUUCCGAUCAGGGCAGUCCAGGCAAUUCCAUGCAGUGUGGGCCGCGCCGCACGCCGCCGCCGCCGUACCACCCGCCGCCGCUGCUGCGGGCGCCGCUCGUUCAGCAUCAGCCGCCACAUCAACAUCAUCCACCGCCAAUGCCCCAAAUGCAAAUGGCGCCACAGCCCCCACCGCCCCCUCCGAUGGGGCACGUGCCCAUGCCUCAUUCAAGACUGGCCCCACCAUCAUCCAUGAAAUACAAUAGAAGAAACAACCCAGAGUUAGAAAAAAGAAGAGUUCACCAUUGCGAUUUCCUCGGCUGCACGAAGGUGUAUACAAAAAGUUCACACCUGAAAGCACACCAAAGGAUUCAUACAGGAGAAAAGCCUUAUACUUGCCAAUGGCCCGAGUGCGAAUGGAGGUUCGCGCGAUCGGACGAGUUGACGCGCCACUACCGCAAGCACACCGGGGCGAAGCCCUUCAAAUGUGCCGUGUGCGAGCGCUCCUUCGCCAGGUCUGACCACCUCGCGCUGCACAUGAAGAGGCACUUGCCUAAAACCUCUAAAUGACACGCGAGACGAGGCGUAGACCAAACGCCUGCGCCUCAAAUCUCUCAGGAGGAAUGUAGUGAAAAUAUAUUUCUAGAAUGUGACCUGGAUUCUAGCCUGAUGGACACGUUCUACGGUGUGCCGUGACUGUCGGUCAGGUCGUUUUGACGGAGACAGUGGCACCGUGAGGCUGGGAGAUCAGAUACCGAUCGGUAAAGCGGCUACAUGAUAGCACUUCUGUGUUUCAAUAGGUACCUACCUUAUAAGAAAGAUUACUGAUUUUAAGUCAUUUCACUGUAUUUAAAGAACCAUGAAUUCGUAUCACAUGUGCCCUGUAGGGCAUAAACAAAUUAUUAUAUAUCAUUAAAAGGCCCAAUAGGUACGAUCAUUACCAAGGAAAUCGCUUUACAUAUCUACAUACCUAAUUAUAUUGUAAAUUGUUAGAGCUAUUGAAGUCAUCUGUAAAACAACUUAUUUUACGUUAUAGAUAAGUACUUAAUAGAUAUUUAUGUAUUGAAAAAAUGACAAUCGUGUGAACGGUGUGUAGCGAUCGUAACUCAUUGUCAAAUAUAAUGAAUCACAUUUUACAUAGAAAACUACUGAGUUUCAUUUCUACCAGUUGACAAUUGACUUUAAUCCUUAGCUCAAAUUAACAAUAUUAUCCUAUUAAAGUUUACUUUUUUGUUUAAAAACACAUUGAACAUAAACAAUAAAUAAUAUGAGUAUCAACAGCAUAUUGCCUCUAACUUAAAUAAAAACAUAUUAAAUUUGAAAUACUUGUAAGUAUUAGUAAAGUAACACGUGCUCACUGAAACAAUAAGGCGACGAUCGCUACGAAUCGUUAUUUUUUAGUAUUCUUUAGAUAUGGUUAAUUUAUUGAGUUAAUUAAGAAUAACAUUGAAUAUCCAAGAUAUUAUCAAUAUCGAUAAGUAAUAGUAAUAGUUACAUAAUUGUUAUCAACUAGCGUGUAGUCAUUUCAAUUGUACGAAAGCGACUUCGAAUUUCGCUAUCUGACAUAAUUCAUAAAACUAUUUUAUUUUAAUUAUAUCUAAUAAACAGUUUAUUACAUAACUAUUUAUAGAAAUAUCGUUGGUACAAUUGUAGCAAACUAAUGCUGGUUCCUAUGCAUAUUUUAAUCACAUUUUAACUAAAACAAAAACGAAAAUAAACCCUGUCAGGUGGUCAAAUUCGGAGUGGCUAAUAAAAACUUUCUAGUCUCGAUAUUAUGCAGAUUUUUAUAUUCAUUCAGAAAAUAUAAUUAUUCAUAUUGUAAUAGUUACGUAUCUCAAAUUAAUGAUAAUGAAAUACCCAUUCUUGAUACUGUCAUUCGAUUUCCACAAAGACUUUACGCUUAUACUUCACGCACAUUUAAAAUUUAAUAAAUACUUCUCCUUAAGUGUUUUAAUAUUUAACAUUAAAGCUAAGUAUUUUAGUAAAUAACAGACAGCCUUAUUGCGUCCGUCCAACAAAUCCAGUGUCUUUGCAAAUGCCUACUUUUUAGACUUAAUAAUAUGUACUUAUCAUUAUACGUAUACAACAACAGCUAAAGCGACACGUUAUUUAUAAGAUUAACGGUUAGAUUUGAUGGAUUAACUCUAUAAAAAAGCUGCUGAUUAUUCUAAUGCGAACUACAUGGGUGACGUAAAAAUCAUAACUACGUUCGUACCAUAUUACUUUAGAUAAUUGAAGGAUAUAAUUUUCAAUUAAUAAAAGGUUUAACUUGUAAACUUAUUUUGUGCCGGUCACUCACAUGAGCGAAUGCGCAAAUUGUACGCGAAAGGAGUGCGGAAAGAUUGUUUUUGCAUUUCUUUGUCUAUCUGUCUUACAAGAGCGUAAAAAUUCGUACAUUGCGCGUAUAUUUGCACGCAUGUGUGCCCGGGUUAGCCUUAAAGUAUAAAAUAUUACAAUAAUUUACUGAAAAUUAAAAAAGCCAAGUGCACGUUUAAGAAAAAAUCAACGUGCAUAUAUAAAUUGUAGGUAGGUAUUUACAGUUUUGUUAUUAAGCUUAUGGUCUUAUGAAUACAUUCAGUAAGAAGAAUACAUAUUAUAAUGUUUUGGUUUAUUAUCUUUGCACGAAACACCACAAUCUGACUGAAACUAUUAUUAUCGAUCUUUUGUCUUGCCAAUCUCUCUUGCAUUUAGUAUAUAUAAUGAUUAAUAUAAAUUCGGAAUAUCUUACUUAUAGAUUUAUUAAGUAAGCCUAGUUUUUGACAUUCUAUGCCAUAAAAUGCUACGUUAUUGAUUUAAAAGUAAUCGGUAGGAGUUUGGUAAGCUAAACACAAAAUUUUAAUAGAAAAUACUAUGUAGUAUAAUUAAAAUAAGAUUUUUAUCAACUUGCUCUUUUCUUCUCUCUAUAACAAUGUUUUUAUUUGUGCACGACCUAUAUGCAAAUACCUACUUCACUAUGCAAUAUAAUUUGAAAUUUCUUAUGCCACGUUUUUAAGUUUUUAACCCAUUGAUGUAUGAGGAAAAACAAUACUGUAAGAUAUGAAUUGAAACUUCAUUCCAAAAAUUAAUAUUAAAACAAAUGGGUUUAUAUCGUCAUUACACAAAAGGUACAACCGCCGCUUUGUUAGCGAAAUAUCUGGAAGGUAUUUAAAAUCAACAAUACAAGUAUUCAAAUUUGUAGAUAUAACAAAUCUAUGGGUGGAAAACAAGUUUAAAAUAAUACGGUAUGUAAUAAAAUAUACCUAUUUAUCAAGUCCAACAUGUUUGCCAUAAUAAUUAUCAGGAGAUGCCAUAUUUGUAAGGAUGUAUAAACGUUUAUAUUCAAAUAAAUACAGAUAAAGAAAUAAUAUAGAGGCAGACCGCAGAGCUCAAAUCGAAACAGUUUAACUUUUAAUGUGCUGUGAAUUUAUAGGUGUUUCUUAUAUAACACAAAGCAAAACAGUUUUUAAUACACUUCAUAAUUUUUCAGAGCUGAUAUUUCGUUUAAAGGAUCAACUAAUGAAGAGCAUAUUUCACAAUAGCAUUUUGAAUAACAAACUAAAUUUGACAAGUAAUAGUCUGGUUUCUAUAUUAAAUAUAUUGUUUGUAUUUAUGCGAUUAUAAAACGUGUUUUUGUUUUCAUUGUAAACGUAUGUAGAUGUAGGAGUUUAUCGUUUUGUAUAAAUCGGAUGUACCUCAAUUUUGUUAGACUCGUAAUUUUCGAGUUUGUAAUAUUUUCGUACCUUAAUAUUUUUUGUUUCAAAAAUUUUUUUAAUAGACAAAUAAGAAUUAUAUUUUUUAUGUUUAGAUAAUUAUAUUUUAAGUAACAUAGUUUUGUAUGUUGACUAAGUCACAAAAUAAUUUAUUACCAAUGACAAGUUUUUAAAUUCUUUUUAUAUAUUUUGUGUAGUUAAUGUAAGAGUUGAAUAUAUUGAUAAUAUUAUAUGCGUGUACUUAAUAUAAUAGUGUUCAUAAGAUGGAGUCGGUCGAUGUGUAUUUCUCGUUUGUUCUUUGAUUUGAAUUCAUUUAAAAAGCCUUAAUGCGCCAUUUACAGUAUAAUUUG